AUGCAUUUCUCCCAGCUUCUCAUCACCACAGCCCUCUUCACUCAAGGCACCCUGGCCGUUGGUAUCAAGACCUACACUGGCCGUGACUGCACUGGCACGGAACAGACUCUCACUGUCGAUCACAACGCAGCUUGCAAUCCCAAAGUUCAGCGAUUCCAAUCUUACAAGGAGAACGGAUUCGGACCGGGCAACGGGCAGAGAAUUGCAUUCUACGCCCAGCCGAGUUGCUCUCAGGAGUCCUUCAUUUACGACACAUACUCUAAUAAUGGAGAUUAUUUCCAUUCUAAGCAGUGCUACAAUAUCAAUGGCCAUUCUCCUGUCAAGUACGCUCAGGGUGCUAAGCUCUACUAG
Messenger RNA from Fusarium proliferatum ET1, 351 nucleotides. RefSeq lists its product as uncharacterized. The coding region runs from base 1 to 351 and encodes 116 amino acids. The record is from RefSeq and is a predicted model, not a curated record. Lineage: Eukaryota; Fungi; Ascomycota; Sordariomycetes; Hypocreales; Nectriaceae. The transcript has a single exon.